UUCCGCCCUCAACUGGCUGGUUCACAGCAGAACCGAGCUCAAGGCGGGCGGAGUGGAUAACGGAAUCCUGCUCGUCUUUUCUUCACGGCAUCGAUCAAGUUUCUUAUGUUCCUGUUGCAACUGUUUCAUCAGUGUUUUCAAUUGGAGGCGUUUCUGCCUGGGAAGCAUGAAGAAGCGCCGAUUCGUUAAGCUAUUCUUGGUGGUGAUGGUUCUCCUAUUGUUCUCCUAUUACUUACUGUAUGACAAAAUUAAAUCUAGUGGUGAUUUUUACAGCAACAUGAGCUUGCUUCUGCAGUUUGUUGGAGUGAAGAAGCCUGAAGAUGAUCUUACCAUGUCCAAACACAAGAACCCUUUCUUGUGUUACUCAGACAUCAGCUAUAAAAGAUGGCCUGCUAAAGCAAUGACAGUUCCAGAAAUCCUGCCAUUUGGCAUGCUGGGCUCAGAAAGACAUUUCCAAGCAGCACUUAGUAACUUGAACAGCUGCGAUCUUCCAGAAAAACUGAAGAACAUAUCUUGUCUGAAUUGCGUUGUUGUUGGCAAUGGAGGAGUACUUCGAAACAAGACAUUAGGGAAAAAAAUUGACUCCUAUGAUGUUGUUAUAAGAUUAAAUACUGGCCCUGUGAUUGGAUACGAAGAUGAUGUUGGGAACAAAACAACAUUUAGGUUCUGUUACCCAGAAUCUGUCUUUUCCGACCCCAGACAGUAUGAUGCCGACACUACAUUGGUUUUUGUUCCCUUUAAGGCAAUAGACUUACGAUGGUUAAAUGAGGUGCUCUUAAAGCACAGAGUGUCCAUGCGGGGCUUCUGGAAAAAAACACCUAUGCAACUCAUCUACAAAAAUAGUCAGAUAAGGAUCUUAAAACCUUCCAUAGUCCACAAAGCAGCCUUUGAUUUACUAAAACUACCCACACUUGUGCCUAAGCUCAAGCCACCUCAAUAUCCAACAACUGGAAUUAUUGCCGUAUCUAUGGCACUUACGAUGUGUGAUAACGUUCACAUAGCUGGAUUUAAAUAUGAUGCAUAUAAUCCUAAUAGCACUUUGCAUUAUUAUGGCACUGAUACCAUGUCAGCCAUGAGCAAGAUGGUGUACCAUAAUGUUACUGCUGAACAAAUGCUUCUGAAGAGACUGAAAUCAUCUAAUACAAUUUUUGAUUUGACUGGAAAAUUUUGAAGUAAGCAAUCUUGUUGGAAUCAGUGCUGCUGUAUACUGUUGAGCACAGCUUCCCAUGCUGUCUGGAGUUCUACUUAUACUGGGGAAGCAAACCACUAAUUGUUGGACUGUUGAAAGAUUAAGCACAAGAGAAUAUAUAAAUCCUUUUGUGUGUGGAACAGUGAUGUGAGGAGCAGCACGAGUUAAAAUUGCUAUGUGGCAUUGCAAGCCACCUUCUAGGACUCUGACAAUAGGCAUCGGAAAGACUUUCUAUUGCCAGUGAUGGACCCUAGCUGAAAUGGGGUUUCAUCAUUAAAACCUCUCUCAGAAAAGAACUUCUUAAAAAUAAAAAAUGGAUUGACCUUAACAUCCCAUUUUGUCAUUUCUGUAGCUGGAAAAAUGCUUUGCCAGUGAUUGCUGAUUACAUCAUGGGAAGUGGUUUGGAUGGGGCCUGAAGAAGCUGAAUUUACAUACACCUGCACAGCACUGAAAUACAAUUAAUAUGCACUCAGCUUCUUUCGGAUGACAACAGCACCCUUGAAGCUAGUACCCCUGUGAUGCUACUUACAAUCACUUUAAAUUGUAAUAACUUAAUGUUCAAGUUGAUAAUUAUUCUAAUAGUUUAAAUUUUUUUAAAUGAUGAAAAUAUUUCAAGUAAAGGCUUUGGGCCUUCCUGAAGCUUUGUUAUAGUUCAUAGUUUGUUAUGGUGAAAUGGAAUUAUCUGUUCAGUUUUACUGCUAUGUUUCUGGUUGUGUCAUUUCAGUUUGGGCACAGUUACAUAACUUAUUUACCAAGAUGAUUUGAGAUUUACUCUGAUCUUUGUAAGAUCAUUUCAGUUUGUGGCAUGGAAGUUAGAAGCAUUAUCGCAGAAUUCCAGGACUGAAUUAUGUAGUUUGAAAAUAAUAGACUGUAUUUAUUGCUUCUUAAUAGUUCAAUGGAUGGAGUCAGUGCCUUCAAUUUGUAAUAGAAUGUUUGAGAAUAUGUGUUUAAAAAAAUAAAUUUAGCUGAAGUAA
Molecule: messenger RNA, 2163 nt
Organism: Carcharodon carcharias (great white shark)
Lineage: Eukaryota; Metazoa; Chordata; Chondrichthyes; Lamniformes; Lamnidae
Product: type 2 lactosamine alpha-2,3-sialyltransferase-like
Exons: 11
Coding region: 167-1171 (334 amino acids)
Biological process (GO): glycolipid biosynthetic process
Molecular function (GO): beta-galactoside alpha-2,3-sialyltransferase activity
Source: RefSeq, a predicted model, not a curated record